UACGCGCUACGGCACGCUCCACGCGGUCCCCCGACGUGUGCCUUACCCCUCCGCGCAGUGGUGGUGUACGGCCAGUUGCUGUCGAUGCGGCGGCGCGCGGCGGCGGUGUCGGUCGCUCCACUUCAGUCGAGGGCCGAGGUAUAAAGGCGCCCCCACGCCCAGUGCGGGCCGUCAGUCAGCCGUGUGACUCGGUGGCGGAUAGUGCCCGGAAGACAUGUCAUCCCGGCGGCGGUGGACCGACGCGCCAGCCACCACCCACGCGCAGACGAGUCGACCGGCCCCGGGCAUUGCCGCACAUCGCGCGAUCCGGUGCGUCCACCAGUGUUGUGCGUCGGCAGUUUGUGCUUCGUCCGUGGUGCAGUGCCGUCGUCGUUGACGAAUCUCGACGUCGGGGGGCGGGCUCCUUCGCAAUCCUGGGGAUGCUCUCCGACAUUGGUUGUUGCUGCUGAUCGACGUGAGCACGUGCUGCCAUGCGCGGCGAGCCCCGGCCUUUCGGCAAUCGGCUGCUUCGGUCCGCUAUCCGUCUGCUGUGAGCGAGCGCGGACACUUCUUCUCCGGCAGCGGGGACCCAUGGAUGCAGCCAUGCGUUGGCGCAGGACUUGGCUGGCCACCGCGGGCCUCGCCUUCUGCCUCGGCAUGACCGUCGGCCUGCUGCUCCCUUUGAGGGAGCUGGCUCGCAGCGGCAACAACAGCAGCAGCAAGGCGGAGGCCGGCUCGCAGCAUGAGCGGCCGGGCAAUGCGUCUUCCAGCGGCCCCCCUCCGCCGCCGACGGGGAGCGCCGCCGCAGCUUCCCGUGCGCUCAACGGAUCGGACCUGUCGCUGCUGCCUCGCCGCUCCGAGAAGGGCACGGUGCGAGGAAUUUUCUGGGCGGGACCCGCGGAGCGACUGGUCGCCGCGGGCUCUCUGGCCAGCGAAGAGGACGUGUCUCGGUGGCGGGCCACCGCCAGGAGAUCGACCGUCCGCGCCGUGUACGAAGGAUGCGGCCGCAUGCAGAACAGGCUUAUCGUGUUCGACACCGGUGUGCUCAGCUGCGCCCGCUAUCGCCAGAACAACGACCAGAUUCAGGGCGAACUCUUCUCCUUCUACUUGUCCCGUGAGCUGGGCAUUCGGAAUCUGCCGUCCGCGCUGCUGACCCGGGCCGCCGGUCGGAGCUGGGAUCCCGUGCGGUCGAGCCUCGAGCUGGCCCAAUGGCGUUCGGACAGACCGGUGGUGCUCACGAAAUUUGUGGACGACUUGGUGCCUACCUUCAUUCCGGAGGAAUUCCGGUCGCCGACCACUCGUCGGCUGCAUCCGCCCGACGUCGUUAACAAGACGCAGAAGGAGAUCCGAGACCUCAUCCAGUGGUCGGACUUGAUCGUCUUCGACUACCUCACCGCGAACCUGGACCGCAUCGUCAACAACAUGUUCAACCUGCAGUGGAAUCCGGACAUGAUGAACGCCCCCGCGCACAACCUGGUCCGGCAAAAGACCACGGGCCUCCUCGUGUUCCUGGACAACGAGUCCGGGCUCGUGCACGGCUACAGGCUGCUGGACAAGUACGAAGUAUUCCAUCGAUCCCUCCUGGACUCCCUUUGUGUAUUUAGGAAGGGCACGGCCGAUGCCGUCGCCAGACUCACCCGUGACAGGGACAUAGGCCGAAGACUGUACAGUGCUUUUAACAGCAGUGACCCCGGCAUGGAUAAUUACCUGCCUUUCCUGCCGGAGCGCAGUGUCAAGAUCCUCAACAAGCGGCUGGCCCAGGUGAACGCACAGAUACGCAGGUGCAUGGAUAAGUACGGCCAUGUUCUACGGUAGACCCUUCGACGACCUUUAGGCAGAGGACAAUGGUACGUUGUUGGACGACUCGCAGGGGGUGAGUUGUUACGUGUGGCAAAACAUGUUCGCUCUUGUGAUACGUACGCAACGCCAUGCCGGAGUGAGUGUUGCUAUGGCGCUGUGCGAGCGGUCUCCAAAGAUGCGUCUCGGCCCAGGCAGCGCACGGAUAGUCAAGGUGUGUUCUGACUUCCUCGUUGGUAUACGUCCCGCGGCUAGCGUGGCGAGACGCAGGAAAUUUGGAACUCUUUCUGUUGUACGUAGCAGGGCCUGUACUGGCAGCGGCAUGAGACAAUCGGAUCGGGAUUACAUGACCCUCGCUGCAGCUGUAGACCAAACUCUUGUUUAUACGUAUCUACUGUAGAAUGUUGCAAACGUCGGACGUGCUCUGAGGGCAGCAGCACCCGAGAACUUACAUAUGUACUUGUUAGGUAAUUUAUUAAGUGUUUCCUCCUUUUAUUUUGUGUCUGCCACGUCUAGCGAGAGGUCAAUGGCAGGAGGUUUGUUGCUGCACGAUGACUGGGCAGUAGAUAAUUACCUGGUGCGUUUUCGAGACUUGGAAUGUUACUGGUUCACUAGUACCUUCUUGAAAGCCGGCUCACUCCGCCCGGUCUCCACAGUUGAGAAUUUUGAGAGGGAGCAAAACUUGUUAUUUAAUGUUUGCAACAGAACAAUCUUCGUUGCUCACAUCACGCUGAGCGAGAAUCAAAUUCGCGCUACACGUGGUCUUGUUACAAAUUUGAUUCUGAUAUUUUUCCGGAACAAUAUGAAAAUAGAUUUCUGACCACCUGUGGGACUAGUGGGCUCCACAGUUUUGCAAUAUAUCGCUCAAGUAUUGCCACUGAGUGCUUGCAAAUACAUACAACUUCCGCAUUUGGAUAUCUCGCGCGGCUGUAUUGUCAGCCCUAAGAAGAAAAACAAAAACUCAUAAUUUUACGAAGCCUUCAAGCGAGUCUUCAUUCUUUGAAAAGAGAAAAGAUCGCAAGUUCUUUACGAAACAUGAUGGAACAAAUGCCAAAGAUUUCUAUAACGUCAACUUUUAUCGCACGAUCCCAAUCGCCUAUUCAGGCUCACUGGACUAGCAAAGUAUUCUGCACGUUGUGAAAUGCUUAAGUGCCACAUUACCGAACUAUUUCUCGUGGUUAUUGUAUUGCUUGUUUGAAAGAAAUUAACCAGAAAAAAGAAAGGACGCAAUCGAAGCAACCAGGUGUUUCAGUUAUCAACGCUUCCGACCUCCUUCAAGGAAAGAGCGAAAGCGCCGACGUAAUAGCAACAGCACCGCCAUCACAUAGGUGUUUCAAUUGAUAACGGUGUCCACUCCUUGCGCGGGAAGAAAACAAAAUUGAACUGUGGUCACGAUGCCCGCAUCGUCCAAUCGGAGAGGGUAUCAGCACCCUCGCCACCCCGUACCACAAAUAGAUAAGUCAGAAGAGCUCACGAACUCCUAAACAGUUCUCACACUCGGUCAAUAGCUCAAUCAACGCGCAUAUCUUUAGAGAACUGUGUUACUCGCUCAAGUAUUCGUGCCGAGCAACGAGUGCCUCAUCGCCGGCGCGUUCGCAGCCGGCCUGCAUCGUUUCCUCAAACAGAGAUCACCACCGAAAGGCUAGGGAAAAAAAACAUCUUCCCACUCCCAUAGCACAGCGGUGAAAUGCCGACACGCACGCCCAGAGCGCGGUGUUAAAAGCUAACGAGGAAGGCGCGCAAGGUACCACGGAGGAGCAAGCUCAAGUCAAAGAGUCGUGCACCGGCACACACGCCCCACUCAGUGUACAGCUUUUCUUCUUCCUCCUUUUUUUCUCCCUUUAUUACAACGCUUUCUUUUCCUCUUCGUGCUCCCGACGUUCCUGGUAGCGAGUUCGUUAACGCUAUACCACCACGGAAAAAUAGUUGCGACGAGGAGCCAGAACAAAGAAGAAGAGGGUUGAGAGGUUGACUCCUCGGAAAUGGUCCCGUCUUGGAGAGAGUCGAAGGAGAGGGCUCGGGGGCGAGGAAAAGGAAGGGGGGGGGGUUGCUCGCCCGCCCCUUAAUGAGGAUUUCAUGGCGAUAGCCACCCGUCCGUGCGUCCUGGCUCGAACGUACGCUUGCACGAGAGAAGCGGCACCCUUCCGGACGAACAGCCCAAACAGGUCGCUCACGACGCGCACCUCUGCAACGCAACGGUGAUGUGCACGCACGCAGCCGUGGUGCCGUGACCCGCGUCUCGUUAUCAAUUACCAGUGUUUGCCCGCCGUGCGUGGCCCGGCACUCGCACCCCCCUCCUACCCCAACACAACCUUCCUGUACGCCUCCCCCCCCCCUCACUCCCUGCGUCUCUCCUGCCUCUCCAUCCCCGCCAAUCGGCACUCUCACGACGUAGCUACCGUUGUGCCACGAUGGUCACGACCUGGCGCUUAACACGCACGCAAUCAACCCCCGAUGCCGCGCCCGUUCCUCAGUCCCGUUUUUCGACGCCGUCUCGAGACUCGUGUCGGUCCUUCGGGAGAUGCACGGAGCCGGCGUGCGCACGUGAGAUAUGGACGUACGCACGUAAAGACCAACGAUUCGCCGUAAUGGAGAGUCACACCAACGAGUCAUCUAAGAAAUUUUUCCCUCGUCAGUCAUUCUGUCGUCGGACCUCAAUAGGUACCAGGAGGUUCUAGCACUCCCAGCGGCCGUCUUUCGUAGCCGUCCUUCACAGCUGUCUUUUCGGCGAGUCGUCCAACGAGUGGGAGGAUGGUUCUGACAAAAGACGUGCAUUGAAGAACACGUUCUUUAGCACAAAUCGAUACGCGAAGGGCAAAUAACUUAUUGGUACGUGCAAUACAUGAAAGCAUGAAGUGUGAGCGUUUUUGGAUUCCGAAUUAGUGCUAAUGUUACAAACGCAGAUGAGCUGGGAAAAAAGAGCAAUGGAUGCAUUCGGGUAGUUUCGGAAUUGCUCGAGUUUGAAUUUAUGCUGCUGGUACGGGAAAACAUGCCCGCCACAUCGCGCAACUCAUUGUGCCCGACAACAGUGUCCAUUAGGUUUCCAGUGUUUGUUCCGCAAUGGUCCACACAAUUUCUCUCGCGACAUUUCGAUCAUUGGCUACUUGGUACUUGGUCAUUUAGAACGGAAGCAACUCUAACAGCCGAAGCAACCAUGUUUUUGACGACUCGACCGACAGAUCGAAGGGCUUCAAAGCACGUGUGCUUACUACUUCGAGCGUGACACAGGUGCGGAAAAACUAUUCCACGCGUCAUGUGAGCAUUCUUACCAACAAACGCGUCUAAGUCACGUACAGCUGUUCUGUCAGGUUUUCGAAAGAUUUUUAACCUUCCGAGCCAUCUUCCCGAUCCGACGACCGAGGGAUAGCGUUUGAUAGCUUAAGCAAUGAAGGUCAUCGGUAUGAAAGCACUCGUUGGCUGGUAAAAUGCAAGUUAACGGGCCUUGAUUUUCUAACCUAAUUGGAAUUCUCAAAGAUUUGAAGAGUGUUUAGGCGGUGAAUGAAGGAGGAGUAUUUUUGCGCUGCAAUGAAAGGUGAAUUUUCAUAGAUAUUCAACACGGCACUGUUUCACCCAGAAAAAGAAGAAAGUUUCCGAUGUAUCUCUGGUAUGGCGUAUGUUGUUGCGAGUAAAUCCGUCAAUAUCUUGCUUUCAGUUUUUAGGUGCCGCUUGUCGAACCUUCUGUCUAACACUUCAUUCCUACGAAUUAACCACAUUGCCGGAUAUUUUUUUUUUACCUGGAUGGUACAUUACAACCCAGAAAUAAAGGCAAAGUAAAUACAGAAAGGUAGCAUAGGAUAUGAUAUCGAUUCUUGUGGGUACCAAUGAAAUGUGACUAUUGCCAGCACUAUGCAGUGACAAAACAGCGACAUUUCGAUACAUGCCCGGACGUUCCUAACGAUUACUUCGGCUAAAGAUGUUUCGUGCAUCUGCGUUUGGAAACUACAUUUUUUAGACAGCGUAACAUGGUAAAUUCCUGUACCUAGUUGUUUAUUGAUGAUAUACCUGCCAAUGAACCGACAGUCAAAUGGAUAGUACGCCUUCUCGACUUCAAAACUUACACUGAAUUCGUUUCUGUCAUGUCUGUCGCUCACAACAUGUGCGUGAUGUUGCACAGGGGCCAACCAACAAUAUCAAGUGUUUGUCUAAAAAUAUCAUUGAACUUUGUCAUUACAAAGGCAGCCUUUAAAAUAUCAUAAGGGCUCUUGCAGCAAUUUAUUCCGCAAUACACGUCCUGUUGCAGCAGAUAAUUACGUACAGACUUCAGUGCACUAGCCAACUUUUCAUAUGUUAAAACAUUUUAUGAGGCGGCAUUUUUUUUAAAAUACAGAUGAAAGGACGAAAGAUAAGAUCCUGCCAUACCUGCUACCAGCUCGUUGGCGUUAAAUGGUUGAGUUCGUAUCGAUAUGCUUGCGAUGAGACACCAUGGUUUCUGCUCGGUCGAAGAUGUUGCUGUAAACUUAUUCCCUGCUCUCAAAAUCCUAUAUCAACAGUGAAAACUGAAUUAUAAAAGUUGUAAUUAACACAUUGAGAAAUACGUUUUCAAGAGCACGCGUAUCAAGUAAAGACGAUGCAAGGAGUAGGAGCGAAAGAAACCCUGCUUAAGGAGCAUUCCUGUAGCGGACGUUGUCGUCUCAUAGAACUCGACGUCAUAAUUGUGAGGUAUUACAUGGAGCUACAACCCAGGCGAAGUUUAAAUCCGUUUGAAAAUGUUGCGGCAGCAGAUGGCUUGACCUUGUGCAAUGUAGUUUGGGAAUGGACGUUAAUCGGUGCAUGGCCCGCUGUCAUUUGCUUGUUCAGUGCCACUGUGUAUGGUGGCAGGUAAAGCGUUUUGUGUGGAUCCUGUGUGAAACCGGAUCACAUCUCCGAGCGAACCUCGCGCUAUAAUUCUUUCACUUCAAUUCUCCCUCUCUAAUUUUCGCAUCGUUCCACGAAGGCUUAAAUGCUAGACUUAAUUUCACAGAAUUGAAGCAUAAGCUCACUCACUUUCUUACGCAUCGUCCAGGAAGUAAACGGUACGAAAUUACUUCAUGCUAUUGCUUCCGCAAAGAAAAUGCAUGCUUUUGGUGCUGGAAAGUACGGGAUUCAGUCUUACCGUCUCAGCACACACCUGUUACGUAUUACCUUAGGCAGGAGAAGUUGCUUUACGACUAACAAUGCUUCGUUUGACAACCAACGGAGGAAACAAUGAAGCGCGCAGAAGGCGGUUUGGCGCAAAGCAGGUUUUUUUUUUUUUGCCCUCUCUGCGAUUGUACUUGACGCAACAUCAAUUAACCCAACAAAGCAAAAAAAGAAAUUGUAGAUAUGUGAAGUAACUUUAUGUCACAUGAAAUUGUUAUGAGUGCUGAAAAACGAAGGGCUCUUCAGUUAGUCCCUGAGGACAAGCCUAAACGCUCACAUUACAUCGCUUCAGCUCUCCCGAAGGAGGAUUCUCACCAACAUAUGCACUUAAGUUUUGCUUGAGUCCACAAACCCAAAAAGCGACGAAGAGCUAGUUCCGAGGGAAGGGUCGAAGGAGGAAUGUCGUCGAUAAGAAACCCUGUGGCCGCAAAGCAUGCAGUAGGAGGGCUUCUAGAUUUUAGCUUACAGAGGUCCGCGAUGCCUCAAUAGAUAUAUUACUAGAGACAUAAGUACAUACAUAAAUAGAUAUAUAGGCGGAGAAAAGGUAAGGAGGGGGAAGUUAGUGAUACUAGGCAUUGUCAUAUUAGCUACCCACACUUAUGAAGCGAGAGAGAGAGUGCAAUAAAAAGAGACAGGAGCUGAGGUUGAUUACUCGCGUUAGACAAGCCACGGCGUCCGUGCGGUCGGACGUUUAGGUGCGUCGCCUUCCCAGGCACGCGCUGUGCAGACGUCACACAUACGUCACGGGGGAAGGCAAGGCGAUCGUUACGCGGACGGGGACCCGUCACCGUGGCUACAGCGAGCAAGAGGGCUUCUUCCCAAACAAGCUCGCGCGACUCCAGACGCGGAAGAGCGUCCAGUCGUAAAAACCGCAACCGUCCGCAGGGCGCGUCGCCGAGAUCCCUCGCCGGCUCAUAAACAACCGCAAAAUACCGCGAUCGUCAUCUUUACAGCCCCGGAAAGAGUGAAAGAGAACGCGCAGAGCAUGUACCGCUCGCUGUGUAUCACCGACUGGACGGUAGCGCCUGCGGAAGGCGUUAGCGGAAAGCGCUUAGAGAGACGCUAAAGAGGAAUAUUAAGUUAAGCUGCCUAAGGAGUUACGCUUCUGCGCUAGAACAAAGUGGUAACUCUCACUUUGAAGGGAGGGCGAGUGCCGCGAUGCACGGAAGCGAAAGAUGGCUGGAGGUACCUUUGAAAACUUCGCCCCGGCACGCUGUGAUGUCAUGAAGUUUGAAUUGAAAACGGUCGUUGGGGUCCAGUUUAACACCUUGUUGAUAGUCAGUAAUACAUUUCAUCCGGAAGGAACCAAAUAUUUGGCCUAGUAAGUUCUACAGAGAUGAAAGCAAGUAAAAUAAAGGUUGCAAAUCCGAGACAUCAGGCUGACGUACCAGCGCUGCGGUUCCUCCGCCAAAUUGAAGCACCCCCGUUCUUCUUUUUUUAACAGCUAGUGAUCAACUUGAGUCCCGGCAAGCAAAUGAAAACUGAGAAUUUUAAAAGAGUGUUUGCUAUUGCAAAUUCAUUUAGUGUUGUUCUGCAAUGUAUAUCAUAAUGCACUCGUUGGUGUGGCUCUCAUACAGUCUCACACGUGACCCUGUCAGAGCACAAGCUUUACGCUGCCAUUUCACAACCAGCCGCGCGAAUCAGCUGUCCUAAUUAACGACUCUUCGACGAGUAGCGUUAACCCCAUCUACCCUCCACGCUAGUCCGUCACUAGCUGACCGUGCUUCACCGGGGGUGGAUUGUUCGUUUGCGUGCGCGCGCGCGCGCGUGUGUUCCAACUCAGCAAGAAUUGAGACGUUUGUGGAGCGGUAGAAUUAAUGGCGUCCCUCUCAGAAGAACCCGCAGCGGCAUCGCCAGCACCGUCCAUCGUAGUCCGCAUACCACUCUAACGUUUUUCUUUCUCGCUUUUUCUUUCCUUGCUUCAGCAACGCCGUUGCUUCUUUCCGAAGAUUCGUUCGUUUGUUUUUUUUUCAACCGCCUCUGCUUCGCUUUGUUGUUUCGUUGUUUCCUCCUUUUCGCAUUCCUGGUCCCCCUCUCGGCCGCCGUGGCUGGUCGAAGGCAGCCGUCAUGACCCCUCGUGGAGCCGGGCUCAUUUAGUACGUUCCCGGCAAGGCCUUCAAUUGUCCCGCUCUCCCCUAUUUCCUCCUCAGCUUUCCCCCGUUUCAUUUGUUCAAACGCUUCGCAUUGAUCGCUUUCGAGGGCAAGCGGCGCCUGCGCAGCUUUGGGGUGCUAAUCGUUUCGGUGUCCACCCGGGCCGCCUGUGCUUGUUUCCCACUGCCUUCACCAUUCAGUUCAUUACUUUCUUUUCUCGCCUCUGCGCGCUUCUCCGGCGCACCUUGUUCUUUCGCAUGCCGUUGAGACACAUGGGGCUGAUGCUAAACGCAAAGAGCGGGAGGGCCGUCUGUUUGUGACAUUCUUUCUCCGUGCGUGUCUUUGUGAGUGCCGGUAGUUCAAGCCUCACUGCACUAAGGGAUACGUAUUUUUUUUUUUUUUUGUCGAAUGGAAUCGAAUCGUGUCGAUCUGUAUUUGCCGCUGCUUGUAAAAGCCGGUGGUCAGGCCUCACUACGUUAGGUUCCCUCAGAUCGCAUCAGAUUGUGUCAAGCUUUAUUUUGGCAUUAGCAAUCGCAUUGUUCCGUUAAAUCAGAUCACAUUGUGACGAGCUCUAUGUGACGUCGUGAGUGCUCAACACAAGAGCGGAGAAAAAAAAAACUCAGACGCAAGCGCAGACAAAAAAAAAGAAAAAAAAACCACCGAACAAGGAAUGCCUUGAGCGGGCCUGUGGCCACUACAGCAAAAGAUUUGAACUUAGUUAAAAAAAAAAAAAAACAUUUGGGGGGAACCAGCAGGAGUAGUACGUCUGCCAAAAACAAAGAUAAUAAUUACGCAGAUCCAACGCAAAGCUUUGUAUAUGCGUGAAGCAUUGGAACAGACGACCUGUCUCACCAUCGGACACGCGAUUAUUUUUUUUUUUUUUUCAAGUCUUAGCUAUUCGGCAAGACUGAAGGAUCACCCAGAAUCACCAGACAGGGAAGUCCAGAAGAGCUCGCAUAGAAGGCUUCGCUUUAAUACGCAAACACAGCUGGUAACCGUUAUGCUGGUGUAAUGAGACGUACUGAAUACAAAAGCGAGAAAUCGCGAUAUUUGCAGCAUAUAUUUUAGGAAGACAACAGCUCAUAGCGGUAGGAGAAACAUCAUGUCGCUCCACAUUAUGUGACACGAUAGCGCGCAGGAUAUUUUCGGGCUGUAAGACUUCGGCUACUGUUUCGUAUUGGAAUGUACAGUUUGAAGGCUGAUGGGGCUUUUUUUAUUGAGUAUAUUGAAAUUUUCGUUACGAGGUACGUUGACGAGCAUCCGUAUUGCUGAAACUCUGUCGAAAGCCAUUCUCAUCAAACUUACACCACGAAUGCAGUGAAUAUUUGAGGCGUUUUAAUUACCGGCUCUCUUUGGCUAAACACCUUGGUGGACGACCAAAUGAAUUAAAAGGAAUUCUUGUAUUUAUGGCGCUGUGCAUUUGUUGUUACAAUAUAGGCGCACAGUUUUUCAGCUUGAUAGAAAAUUUCUUCACCUGGUUGCUCAGAACAGUAGUUCUUGUUUGAUGUAUAGGACAUGCAGACCUAAAAUUACAAAAAGAAAAUGUGACAUUUGUCUGACGACCAGUAGUGGUAUGCGAUUCCAGAAAAAAAUUUUAUCUCGUGCAUUUCGCGCCGUGCAAUAAUAUAUAAAACUCGCAAUUACACUUCAAUAUAACAAACACGAACGGCCAUAUUGAAAUGAUGAUCAAAAUUGUCGAAGGAAUUGUAUUUGUGGAGUCUCGGCAUCCUACUGAAUGUGAAAAACUGCUUUUGAAUCAGUUUUGACUGGACUUCAGAUAAGGAUGCGUUUAGUUGUUCCAAGCACUCAGUGUUAUACUUCUGUUGAUUUGUCAUUGCUUAUUUUGAAGGUGCGAUUGAAACCCACGCACCAGGGACAUUCUCUCUCUUUUUUAUUUCUUAAAACAGAUUGGUGAUUUUGUUCUCGAACUGUUGUGGAGCAAUUUUUAUACUUCUUGUGGCAGGACCUGUGAGCACCUGAAUGUCUAACUUUGUGAUCGUGACUUACCUUUCCCGCACGCCCACUCGCUAAUUCCUAUAGAAUAUACGUUCUCUCCAGCUGUUAUUAUGGUACGGGCGACGUUAGUUCCUUGAUUCACCUAUGUGCGUUAUCGUGGAUGACAAAAGAAAAGUUUGCAUUGGUUCAAUAAAUCUUGUAACAUAGGCACUUUUAUUCAUCGCAGUAGUAUAAAACAUGUCGGUUUCACACCGUUUAAAUUUUUUUACGCUAUUGGUCUGCACUCUAUUGAUUGACUGAAUGAUUUACUUGUAUGAAGCUUAAAAUAUUGAAAAGUGACAUGUUGCCAGUUUCUUUAAGACCUUUCAGUAAGGCGAAGUCAUCACUCUAGUAAGAAAAGUUACCAUGACUUCACUUUGUCUGUUUUGUUUCGUGUGUGGCGUAAUGGAACCGUUGAACGUUUCCUGUACAGACGCAAAAUCAGUAGCAUUUUGGUGUCUUCCGUAAUAAACGUCGUAUUAAGCCCUCAUAAAGGUUUAAGACGGCGCUGAACCAGCAGGACACCGAUCGACUGGCUAAGAAGGCGACUGUGGAGACCUCUAGCGACUCACUAAGAGUUAGCACUGUGCAUUGUUGUUUGCAAAGCAGCAUCGGCUGAAACGAACCUGUAUACGUAUUUUCCUGUGGUCGCGAAUCGGUUCUUGCAAGGCUGACACCACGGGAGAAAAAUGUGCUAGUCCCUGUACAUAACUUCAGGUCUCGUGGUGUUCAGUCCUUGCAUGAACAAUUGUUCCUCUUUACGUGCUUGCUUGGUAUCACGAAGUGUGCUUGCCCCAAAGUGCGCAUGCAACGCCGGAUGUGACGUAAAAGAAAAAUAUUGUUCACAAGGGUGUGUGCUUAUCCUGUGUAAUUUAUACCGUGAACUGUUGUAAAAAAAAAAAGUACGCGAGAUUUUUUUUCUUUGCCUAAAUUAUAUGUAAAUAUGAUAAAACAAAAUAAAAGCAUCGUUUUUACAAGA
This is a messenger RNA of Dermacentor andersoni, 11959 nucleotides long. It is a transcript of the gene fj, whose product is annotated as four-jointed box kinase. The record is from RefSeq and is a predicted model, not a curated record. Gene Ontology annotation, biological process: cell-cell signaling. Lineage: Eukaryota; Metazoa; Arthropoda; Arachnida; Ixodida; Ixodidae.